Messenger RNA from Elephantulus edwardii (Cape elephant shrew), 657 nucleotides. Its product is annotated as 60S ribosomal protein L3-like. The transcript has 2 exons. Gene Ontology annotation, molecular function: structural constituent of ribosome; RNA binding. The coding region runs from base 1 to 657 and encodes 218 amino acids. The record is from RefSeq and is a predicted model, not a curated record. Gene Ontology annotation, biological process: translation; ribosomal large subunit assembly. Lineage: Eukaryota; Metazoa; Chordata; Mammalia; Macroscelidea; Macroscelididae. Gene Ontology annotation, cellular component: cytosolic large ribosomal subunit; ribosome.
AUGAAUUUCCUGGGGAAAUUGGAUUUUUUGGUGUGCUCAGGGAAGGUCAGGUGCUCCAGCUUCAACUUUGGGCCAGUAUGCCAUCAAAAUGAGGUGCUGGCAUUGAACCACAGAAAAGGGAGAGGAUUCAAAGGGGUCACCAACCGCUGGCACUCCAAAAAGCUACCCCGCAAGACCCACCGAGGGCUGCGCAAGGUCGCUUGUAUUGGGGCCUGGCAUCCUGCCCGAGUGGCCUUCUCUGUGGCCCGUGCUGGGCAGAAGGGCUACCAUCGCCACACGGAGAUCAACAAGAAAAUCUACAAGAUUGGCCAAGGCUACGUUAUCAAGGACGGCAAGGUGAUCAAAAACAAUGCCUCCACUGACUACGAUCUCUCAGACAAGAGCAUCAAUCUUCUGGGUGGCUUUGUCCACUAUGGUGAAGUGACCAACGACUUUGUUACGCUGAAAGGCUGUGUGGUGGUGACCAAGAAGCGAGUGCUGAUUCUCCACAAGUCCUUGCUAGUGCAGACCAAACGUCAGGCUCUGGAGAAGAUUGAUCUCAAGUUCAUAGACACCACCUCCAAGUUUGGCCAUGGUCGCUUCCAGACAAUGGAGGAGAAGAAGGCCUUCAUGGGACCACUUAAGAAAGACCGCAUUGCAAAAGAAGAAGGUGCCUAA